UAUAUCUUAAAUUCAAAUCGAAAAACUCAUAAUUAUAUACAAAUUGCUACACUUUCAGAAAGAUUGACUGAGAUCUUAGAAUUGUCUUCCGCUGCCAUUGACGUACGCCAUUUAAGCGUCCACGUUCCACCAACUCCAAAGACUUACCUACCACCUACUAAUCACCUUUCAUUUUUUUUAAUACCUAAAAUACCCUUUGAAUGAACGGCUUUUAAUGAUUCCACUAUUCAUCGUACGACAUUUUACAAACCCUCAAACUCCCCCUUUGUCUUUGACCCAUUUGUGAAUAUAAUAACAUUAUCUGUGAACAAGAGAUAUCAUAGAAUACAAUACGCUUUUUUUAACCGAUCAUCAUCAAUGGAAAAACCAAAAACUUCCGAAUUGGAUGCUCCCCUUCAUACAAUUGGAUUUGAGUUUGUAGAUUUAACACCACAAAAAGUUUCUGGCACUCUGCAUCUUACCCAAAAGUGUUGCCAGCCAUUUGGGGUGCUUCAUGGAGGUGUAUCAGCAAUGAUAGCAGAAUCUCUUGCAAGUAUUGGAGCACAUAUUGCUUCUGGGUAUACAAGAGUUGCAGGAAUUCAACUUAGUAUCAAUCAUUUGAAAUCAGCAAAGCUUGGUGACUUGAUUCAGGCUGAAGCCACCCCUUUGAAUGUUGGCAAAACCAUUCAGGUGUGGGAGGUAAGAAUCUGGAAGAUUGAUCCUUCAAACUCACAAAAAGGACCCUUGAUAGCAUCUUCUAAAGUAACUCUACUAAGCAACAUGCCUGUUCCAGAUCACGCAAAAGAUGCUGGCGAGAUUCUAAAGAAGUACGUAAUUGCGAAACUGUAAAUAUUCAUCAGAUUUUAAGUUAUAUUCAACUGUGCUUGAAUGGAAUUUACAAUAAAUCAAGGAGGCAUAUACAUACGGAUCACGAUUGACUUCGUAGCUUUUUUUCUGGGUACUAUGGAGGCAAUAAAGUUUAAACCUAGGACCUCAUGAGUUCUUGAUACUAUCAAAAUCCCACGCCACUAGAAUAAGAGUCUAUUUAUAUUGACUUAUUUGAGAGACAGUUUGAGAUUUUAUACAAACAACUUAAUAUUCAUAAACUCUCCAUAUAGCUUAUGAAUACAACUUAUAGCUUAUUUAAAUAUUUUGACUUUA
Messenger RNA from Cicer arietinum (chickpea), 1140 nucleotides. RefSeq names its product 1,4-dihydroxy-2-naphthoyl-CoA thioesterase 1. Lineage: Eukaryota; Viridiplantae; Streptophyta; Magnoliopsida; Fabales; Fabaceae. Gene Ontology annotation, biological process: phylloquinone biosynthetic process. Gene Ontology annotation, molecular function: 1,4-dihydroxy-2-naphthoyl-CoA thioesterase activity. Gene Ontology annotation, cellular component: peroxisome. The record is from RefSeq and is a predicted model, not a curated record.